AAGCUUUUAAGUAUUCCCUUAUUUUUCCUUAAUCAUUUUUUCUUUGUUAUCUCAUUUAUACCUUCUUCAUUAAAUUUAAGUGAAUUAAAAUAAAAUGUGAAUUGAAAUAAGCGAACUGAAUUAAAAUAAAAUGUGAACUGAAAUAUGCUAGCUGAAUUAAAUUGAAACAUGCGGCUGAAAUUAAACACUGAAUUAAAUAGGCACAAGCAUUAAAAAGGCGGCUGAAUUCAAUAAAUUUUCAUGGGAAAUUGGCGGCUGUUUACACCAAAAAAAAGGCGCCAUAAAUUUCCUUCAACACUCGAAAAGCACACAGCCAUUACUCCUAUAAAUGAGUUCAUUUACUCCUACACAACAUUCUACACUUCUAAACUAAAAGCUUCAUACAAAAAGGAAACACAGCAAAAUGCACUUGAGAGAUCUUGAAGAUGAUAAGAAGAUGAUGGUUGUCCAGUUUCUCCUUCAACACUCGAAAGAUGGCAUCCCCAAGUACGGCAAAAUGAAAGAAGCCGGCAUCAAAUUCAACUUAGGGCGCCGAACUGUCACUCGAUUGUGGGCUGAAGCAAAGAAACAAAAAGAUCAAGGUCAGCUUAUCAAUUUGACAUCAAAAAAAAGAUUCACACCACGUUUGAGGAAGCGAGUCCAGAUAGACAUAGCACAAAUUCAGGCUCUAGAGCUAUGUAGAAGAGGCACAAUCAGAAAAUUAGCAGUUGGCAUACAAGUUAGCAAGAGCACAGUGGGACGUUGGGUUCAUUUGGGCCUAAUCAGAGCGCAUACGAAUGCCAUAAAGCCUGAUCUCACUGCCCCUAAUAAGCUACUGAGGUUAAGGUUUUCUCUUGAAGCCUUAGAGUAUGAUAGGAUUGCAAAUAUUCUGAAAUUUAAGACAAUGCAUAAUGUAGUGCACGUAGAUGAGAAAUGGUUCUACAUGACAAAGGCAAAUAAUCGAUAUUACCUCACAAAAGAGGAGCCUGAACCUUACAGGAGCUGUAAGAGUAAAAAAUUCAUCACCAAGGUGAUGUUUUUGUGUGCAGUUUGCAGGCCACUCUUUGAUGAGAAUGGCAAUGUAUUGUUUGAUGGGAAAAUUGGUAUUUUCCCAUUCACACAAGUCAUUCCAGCCCAGAGAAGAAGCAAGAAUAGGAAUGCAGGAACACCAGAGACUAAACCAAUUCAAUCAAUCACUCAAGCAGUGAUGAGAGAGUGUUUCAUCAACCAGCUUAUUCCAGCUAUCAUGAACAAAUGGCCUCAAGGUGCAUCAAAGUUGAUCUUCAUUCAACAAGAUAAUGCAAAGCCACAUAUAAGUGAUUCAGAUAUAGAGUUCAGACAGGCUGCCUCUCAGAAUGGCCUUGAUAUUAGACUUGUUCAACAACCCCCCAACUCACCUGACACAAAUGUCAAUGACUUGGGGUGGUUUAGAGCAAUUCAAAGCAUUCAAGAGGAGUCAGUUUGCACCACAGUGGAUCAGUUAGUUAAUGCAGUAUGCAAAAGCUUCAUGGAUCUCAGUCCAAUAGCAUUGAACAAGGUUUUCUUAUCACUACAAGGCUGCAUGAUAGAAACAAUGAAGAUGAAGGGGCAUAAUGCUUACAAACUGCCCCAUAUGGGCAAAGAUGCUCUAAUAAGGCAGAAUGCCCUCCCUCUCACAUUGGAAGUGGACAAAGAUCUUGUCGAUCAGUGUAUUAUGCACAUGAUAGAGUCAGGGGAAGCAGAAAGCAUGCAGGACCUCAGUUUACAGUUGGGUUUUGGAAAUGAGGCUCACCACACAACAAUUCAAGCCUAGGAUGAAGAACAGGUGACUCUUUUUGUAAGCUUAAAUGCACAUGAAUGCACAUGAAAGUGAAAUCCUUUUUGUAUAGACAGAUGACUCUUUUUGUAAGCUAGAAUGCAGAUGAAUGCACAUUCAGUGAAAUCCUUUUUGUAUAGACAGAUGCAUCAUUUUAGAAAGUUUAGAAAUCCUUUUUGUAAGCUAGAAUGCAGAUGAAUGUGAUUGAAAGUUUAGAAAUCCUUUUUGUAAGCUAGAAUGCAGAUGAAUGUGAUUGAAAGUUUAGAAAUACUUUUUGUAAGCUAGAAUGCAGAUGAAUGUGAUUGAAAGUUUAGAAACAAUGCAUCAUUUUAUACACUUAAAGUUCAGAAUAUAGCAACCAUCAACCAUCACACACAAUCAGUGGUAAGCAAACAGGGGCAAUGACGAUCGGCGGCCUCAAAUUCAUCUAUUCAUACUCGAAUCACAGAUGAGUUCAGUUGGCCAAACUAAAUCCCACAAACACAAACACAAAAAUCAUCAUUUUAGGCAUUAACUCAAUCCCACAAACACUCUUGCCAACAGAUGCAACACAACCAAAUAGGCAUCACUGAUGCAACACAACAAAUAGGCAUCACAGAUGUAACAAUCCAGGAGUUCACCAAAUAGGCAUCACAGAUGCAACACAACAAAUAGGCAUCACAGAUGCAACAAUCCAGGGAUUCACCAAAUAGGCAUCACAGAUGCAACACAACAAAUAGGCAUCACAGAUGCAACAAUCCAGGGAUUCACCAAAUAGGCAUCACAGAUGCAACACAACCAAAUAGGCAUCACAGAUACCAUAGCAAGAAAAGGAAAGUCCUCACCCGUUUGAUAGAGGGAAAAUAGAUUUCAGUGAACCGAUCUACAAUCCUCUGGAACCGGUAGGGCGGAGACUCCGGCUUUUCCUCCAACUCAGGCGCCGCCACUUCAUCUUCGACAGCCACCACCGCAUCAGGUGGCUCGGACUCCGGGACGAAGGUCUCCGGUAGAUCCACAGGAACCGCCUUCCUCUUAGCCUGUCGAACCGCCUUCCUCCUAGCCUGUCGAUCCGCCUUCCUUUUACUCUCUCGAGGAAGACAUGGGAAGUAGCCACCAAGAUCUAUACGGGAGUCACAGCCAUCGGAAAAUUGCGAGUCGGAGACGUGACCACCGCUCAGAGACUCGGAAUCGACGAAUUCAACCAAGGAUUGGUUAAAUUCUGGACGGGACGAAGGGGGUUUUGGAGUACACAUCACGGCGGGGGAUCGAAGAGGUGGGUUGCGGUUGAUCGGUGGAGGAGCGGCGGCGGAGGUUGAAGAAGGGUCGGCGCCUUUUCGAUUCUAGGGUUUGAGUAGAGAGAGAAAUGAUGGAAUGAGCUCGAUGAAUGAGUUCAGUGAAUGGGCUGAUUGUUUAAAAAUGAGAAAUAAUUAGGAGUAUAUCUCCCUUAAUUAAGCCUCAAACUUACACUUACAUAAGCCCUAAUUCUUUCUAUUUUAAGACUGGGCCUAUUGGAGUGGGACGUCCCAAAAAGGAAACUGAGCCUAUUGGGCUGGGACGGAGGGAGUAU
Salvia miltiorrhiza (redroot sage) is the source of this 3320-nucleotide messenger RNA. RefSeq lists its product as uncharacterized. The coding region runs from base 404 to 1771 and encodes 455 amino acids. Lineage: Eukaryota; Viridiplantae; Streptophyta; Magnoliopsida; Lamiales; Lamiaceae. The record is from RefSeq and is a predicted model, not a curated record. The transcript is spliced from 2 exons. Gene Ontology annotation, molecular function: nucleic acid binding.